AUGGCAUUCAAGGCGAAGGAUCUUGAGUAUGACAAACAUGAACCAGCAUUCUUGCGGAGAAUGCGGGGAGAGUACGGUGGCCUGGAUGGGAGACACAAUGUCCAGAUCGCCCGGCCAAAGAAGGACAGACUGAAGACUGGCGAUGAUGAUGACGAUCCGGUCAUAGUGGACGAACAGGGUGAGCUGGUAGAGAAAUCAGAAUUCGAGCGGAGACAGAAGCAAGGCGAAGACCACGAUCAACAAACCGGCCCCGAAGAGGUGAAAAAUGACGACGAGGCACCAGGAAAAGAGCAACCAAGCGACAGGCAGAAAGUCACAGAGAUUGGAGGCAUGAAGAAACGCAAAGCUGUGAGAGUGGUUGGCGCCGAAGACGACGAUGGAGACAAAGUCGUUUCGGCAAUCGGAAAGGAAGAGACGAAUGGAGAAGUCAAGGUCGCAAAGAAGAAGGAUGCCGGGGCUGCGAAAAAGAAAGGCAAGAAGAUCAAAUUGUCUUUCGACGAGCCAGAAUGA
Molecule: messenger RNA, 510 nt
Organism: Exophiala viscosa
Lineage: Eukaryota; Fungi; Ascomycota; Eurotiomycetes; Chaetothyriales; Herpotrichiellaceae
Exons: 1
Coding region: 1-510 (169 amino acids)
Source: RefSeq, a predicted model, not a curated record